Messenger RNA from Penicillium mononematosum, 999 nucleotides. Its product is annotated as ATP-dependent (S)-NAD(P)H-hydrate dehydratase. Gene Ontology annotation, biological process: metabolite repair. NCBI's taxonomy places the organism in Eukaryota, Fungi, Ascomycota, Eurotiomycetes, Eurotiales, Aspergillaceae. Gene Ontology annotation, molecular function: ATP-dependent NAD(P)H-hydrate dehydratase activity. The coding region runs from base 1 to 999 and encodes 332 amino acids. The transcript is spliced from 7 exons. The record is from RefSeq and is a predicted model, not a curated record.
AUGGAGUCCGUUCAUCAUGUCUCGCUCUCAUCGAAGAUACUCUUUAGCAAGGUGCGCAAGAUUGUACCUCCAAUGCUUGAAAAGUUCCACAAAGGACAGCUUGGCCGCGUAGCUGUUAUUGGAGGUUCCCUUGACUACACCGGAGCUCCAUACUUUUCAGCCAUGGCCUCUGCAAGACUUGGAUGUGAUAUGAGUCACGUACUCUGCGAACGAUCCGCAGCAUCAGUUAUCAAGAGCUACUCCCCAAAUUUGAUGGUACAUCCAUUGCUUCCAAGCAUCGACACUGUCAAGGACCCCAAUUCAAUUGAUGUACCAUCACUGGCGGGUCCGAUUAUCGCGAUGCUAUCUCGCCUCCAUGCGCUUGUGAUUGGACCUGGUCUCGGCCGCGACGAAGUGACGCUAAAAGUGGUUGCGGAAGUGAUCAGAGAGGCGCGAUCACGAUCGAUCCCAUUUGUGCUAGACGCAGACGGACUGCUGAUUGUGACGCAAGACCCGAGCCUAGUCAAAGGCUACAAGGAAUCCAAAACGAUGGGCAUCAAGGUCGCCAGCCAAGUGGAGAUCGCGCAAGCCGGAAACGAUGACAUCACCGACAAAGCAUCAGAUGCCUGUGAGCAGCUGUCUAAAGCCUUUGGCGGCGUGACGAUUAUUCAAAAGGGUCCUCAAGAUGUGAUCUCCAACGGAGUUACCAGUAUCAUCUCUGAUAGCGAGGGUGGCUUGAAGCGCAGUGGCGGUCAAGGAGACACACUGACCGGAUCAUUGGGCACAUUCCUAGCUUGGCGAGCAGCUUACCAUGAGAAGAUGUGGGACUCCGGCGAGCAGGAUAACGAGAAGGAGGCACAGAGCAUUGAAGAAGUUCAGGCAGAGCUCAGUUCUGAGAACAAGCGCAUGUCCCCGGAAACGACUCUGCUACUGGCGGCUUGGGCGUCAAGUAGCAUUACACGAGAGUGCUCGCGACGAGCCUUUGCGGACAAGGGCGGAGCAUGCAGGCCAGUGAUUUGA